Penicillium pulvis is the source of this 954-nucleotide messenger RNA. RefSeq lists its product as uncharacterized. The record is from RefSeq and is a predicted model, not a curated record. Bases 1 to 954 code for a protein of 317 amino acids. NCBI's taxonomy places the organism in Eukaryota, Fungi, Ascomycota, Eurotiomycetes, Eurotiales, Aspergillaceae. The transcript has 5 exons.
AUGAAGUUCACUGGAUUCACUUUCUCUGUCGCCAUUGCUGGCAUUGUCUCCGCUGCUGCUCUUCCUACCAUCCCUGGCCGUACCGCCGUGGGUGGCAUUGAGAACAGCCCUGAGAACAACGCCGCGAACAACGUUGAGGGCACUCUGGGGGCCCUGAAGCGUGAUGGGGGCGAUGCUGCCAGUGGUCUUGUUUAUGGUGUGACUGGCGCGACCAACGGUGCCACUGGCAUCAUCGGCAGUGCUGCGGGCACUGCUGAGAGCACUUCCUCGGGUCUUGUCGGCACUGCCGAGAGCACCGUCUCUGGAGCCGUUCCUGCUAAACGCCAAGAGGGGGGCGUUAUUGGUUCCUUAGAAGACACUCUGGGGGCCCUGAAGCGUGAUGGGGGCGAUGCUGUCAGUGGUCUUGUUUAUGGUGUCACCGAAUCGACCAACGGUGCUACUGGCAUCGUCGGCAGUGCCGCUGGCACCGCUGAGAGCACUUCCUCGGGUCUUGUCGGCACUGCCGAGAGCACCGUCUCUGGAGCCGUUCCUGCUAAACGCCAAGAGGGGGGCGUUAUUGGUUCCUUAGAAGACACUCUGGGGGCCCUGAAGCGUGAUGGGGGCGAUGCUGUCAGUGGUCUUGUUUAUGGUGUUACCGAAUUGACCAACGGUGCUACUGGCAUCGUCGGCAGUGCUGCUGGCACCGCCGAGAGCACUUCUUCGGGUCUUGUCGGAACUGCUGAGAGUACAGUCGCUGGAGCCGUUCCUGCAAAGCGUCAGCUCCCUGGUGCUGGUAACAUUGUGAAGGCCUCCGUCGAGAACGAUCUUGCCAUGCUGAGCGGCAACCCCUCUGGCCUCAUUGGUGCCCUCGGCGGCCUCCAGGGUGCUCUUGCUACUGGUGGGAUCCUCCCCAGUCAGAUCUCUUCUCUCCCUGCUGAGUUGCAGCUCGUCGUUGGCUACCUUUACACCGCUUAG